Capsella rubella is the source of this 921-nucleotide messenger RNA. RefSeq lists its product as uncharacterized. The record is from RefSeq and is a predicted model, not a curated record. The coding region runs from base 1 to 921 and encodes 306 amino acids. Lineage: Eukaryota; Viridiplantae; Streptophyta; Magnoliopsida; Brassicales; Brassicaceae. The transcript has 4 exons.
AUGAAUAAUUACUUCUUCAAAGAUCCAACACCCUUUGGAAGAGAGUUUUUGGUUGAAAAAUUCAACAAGGAGUUCAAUGUAAAUAUAAACUAUCGUUUUUUCAAAAAAAACCUUGAUCAACUGAAAAGAAAGUACAAGAAGUACAAGCAACUUAUGCAAAAUUCUACGGGAAUUUCAGUUGACCCUGUGACAUCCGUCAUAUCUGCGUCUAAUUCUUGGUGGAAAGAUCGCGAAUCUCAAUACUCUGUGCACCAAAGACGAGAAGAGUUAAUGAAUGAAGGCAUAAAUGAUGAUGAAACUCAAGUUUCUAAGACACAAAAAAAUGAAGAGGUUCCUGCCUCAAUAGUUCAACAACAAGGUGGAUUAAGACGUGGAAGUAGUUCACAAAGAGGGGCAGGAACCUCACAAAUCUCUAUUGGGAGUGGUUCAAGAGGAAAUCGCAGAAAACAGUCAUUUGAGUCAACUCUAACAGAUACAAUGAAUGGGUUCAGAGAGUUUCAGCGCCAAAGUUUAGAACAAUUACGUCCAAAUAUUUUCGACCAAGAUGAUUAUGAAGAACUGCGUCAAAUACCUCAACGACAGCAAAUGGAUCGUAGAUAUUGGCCAUAUUUUAGUGGAUUUAUUGGAGUUAUGGAUGGACUUCAUGAUCAUCUCAAGACAGCCUUGACAAAGAGUGGAUCAGAUGGAUUUCUUCAUGCUGAGACAAAGGUCUACGAAACGUUACUGGAUACCUACAAGGCAACUGAUGAUUCAGAACGUUUUGAGGAAUUGGAUAAGUCUGUCAAGGAGGUAUGCACAGUAGAGGAGGAAGUCAGUGGCAGCCCGAUGACUCACCAUGCUGUUGACCCUGUCAAUGCGGCUGAUGACGACUGGUCAGAGUUAAAAGCUCCCAAGGUUGAGCUCAAACCGCUACCCUCAUGA